Molecule: messenger RNA, 2155 nt
Organism: Uranotaenia lowii
Lineage: Eukaryota; Metazoa; Arthropoda; Insecta; Diptera; Culicidae
Product: paxillin-like
Exons: 9
Coding region: 16-1590 (524 amino acids)
Biological process (GO): cell-cell adhesion; positive regulation of substrate adhesion-dependent cell spreading; positive regulation of integrin-mediated signaling pathway
Cellular component (GO): cytoplasm; focal adhesion; cell-cell junction
Source: RefSeq, a predicted model, not a curated record
AUCGGCGAAUAUUAAAUGUAUUUUUUCUACGAUGUGUGCGAUAUUUCAAUUGAAACCAAAACAAAACCGUGUGAAAACUGUGUUUUUCUGUCUCUCUCUCUUGGGGUUUUCUGCGCAGUGUUUUUGGCGUUCGCGAAAUUAAAACAAUCUCUUUGGUCUAAUGCUUUGCUUGCUGAUUUGCAAAACACAGUUCCGGGCCAUCAUGGUCAGCAGCAUGUUGGAGGCGGGGGUGGAUCGUCGGUUCCAGGAUACGGUAGCCUGAACGGUGUCCGGAGUAAACAGACACCGAGUCCGCAAUCCUAUCAAACCAAAACAAUCACAGAAACACGAACGACGACGCCCGCCAACGGCUACAAUGGAUCGUUGCCGCGUUCGACGACGCCCCACCAAAACUCUCUGCCACGUGCUGCCGGAACGCCACAAAAGCUGCCGGGAUCCACUUCCGGAAACCUCUCGGAGCUCGAUUCGUUGCUACAGGACUUGAGCAGUGCCCGCUACGGGAAUAUCGUUGAGAAACAAAAUCAACAAAACAAUGGCACAACUAGUCCUUCUUCGUACGCCAUCAAUGAUUCCAUCAAACGGCCCUCGGUCGAUAGUUUGUUGGAUGAGCUGAGCAAUGCCAAUCCCAUCUAUGCUGUUCCCUAUGGUAAUCAAUCGGCCAAUGCCGCCGCCCAGCAACCCGGUCGGCAAGUUACCAUCACAGUUCGGGAAACUACUACCGAGAAAAUGACCGGAACGCCAAGUUUGAACUAUCAACAGCAAUUGUACGAGCAGCAGCUCGCCAAUGAGCAAACGAACUACACCUCGUCUGCCACCAAGGAGCUCGAUGAUCUAAUGGCUUCACUCUCGGACUUCAAGAUCACAUCCGGAUCGCAUCAGAAUCAGCUGGUUACGGAUUACGCCAAGCCGAAUCAAGGCGUAUCGCACUAUCAAACUACUUUGACGACCGUAACGACUACGGAACAGCUUGAGCCCGGAAGUGAUCAGUUGGAUUCUAUGCUCGGAAAUUUGCAGGCCGACAUGAGCCGUCAAGGAGUUAAUACGACCCAGAAGGGAUGCUGUAAUGCAUGCGAUAAGCCCAUCAUCGGUCAGGUCAUUACGGCCCUCGGAAAAACUUGGCAUCCGGAGCAUUUUACCUGCAAUCAUUGCAGCCAGGAGCUGGGAACCCGGAACUUCUUCGAGCGGGACGGAAAUCCCUACUGCGAGGCAGAUUACCACAAUCUGUUCAGCCCACGUUGCGCAUAUUGCAAUGGACCGAUCUUGGAUAAAUGUGUGACGGCGCUGGAGAAAACCUGGCAUACGGAGCACUUCUUCUGUGCCCAGUGCGGCCAACAGUUCGGGGAGGAUGGCUUCCACGAGCGGGACGGAAAACCGUACUGCCGCAACGAUUACUUCGACAUGUUCGCCCCCAAGUGCAACGGGUGCAACCGGGCCAUCAUGGAGAACUACAUCUCGGCCCUCAACAGCCAGUGGCAUCCGGAUUGUUUCGUUUGCAGGGACUGCAAAAAGCCGGUCACUGGCAAGUCGUUCUACUCGAUGGAGGGCAAACCUGUCUGUCCGAACUGUGCCGGAGCCGAUGAUGACGAAUAAGCGAGCCGGAGCUGGCAGCUGAUGCUGGAAAUUUUGUCCCCAAACUGACCUAAACUGUUUUCUCCGAUCUUAUUUAUACAAAUGUAUGUUAUAUCGAUCUGCAGAUGUUUCGGAAGUUCCCCGGGGAAGUUAUCGAACACAUUCAAAGAUGAAAGAAUCGUUUUCGCCACCAGACGGCGCACUCUAUCUGAAACGCACCUUAAACAUAACCUAAAAACAGCUACAUUAAAUUGAAAGAGUCACGCUGCGCUGCGGGAAAGCGAAAAUCCUUAACCCAGUUUCUUGUUGAAUGUUGAAGAAAAGCUAAACGUAAUACCUGUGUAGCGGAACUUAUCACUUACUUGUUACAUCACAUGUUACCGUAAUUUUAACCUAUCGUCACGUCUACGUAAAUUAAGUGGAAAAUCCGUGAGGACGGCAACAGCGUCACAUUUAGAACACUUUGAGCGAAGGGCGUGUCGCUGUUUAGGAUUGUAGGACAAAAACGUUAAAAUUAUUCAUAAAUUAUUAUAAAUCUUAAAGAAUUGAAACAGGAAAAUAAAAUGUUUCAAACUUGUUCUCAAAA